Messenger RNA from Botrytis fragariae, 1335 nucleotides. Its product is annotated as putative nadp-dependent alcohol dehydrogenase protein. Gene Ontology annotation, biological process: alcohol metabolic process. The record is from RefSeq and is a predicted model, not a curated record. The transcript has 3 exons. The coding region runs from base 156 to 1157 and encodes 333 amino acids. Gene Ontology annotation, molecular function: alcohol dehydrogenase (NADP+) activity; zinc ion binding. Lineage: Eukaryota; Fungi; Ascomycota; Leotiomycetes; Helotiales; Sclerotiniaceae.
UCAUCGUCAUCAUCAUCAUCAUCAUCAUCAAUACUAUCAUCACUUCAAUCAACAAUCAACUCUUCACAUCUUCAAGACUCACUACUCAAUCAACACGCAAUCAAUAAUUAAUACUACCUCUUAAAUCUUUUACAUUUAAUACUACAUCUAUCAAAAUGGUUGAUUUCACUGUCUUCAAGGGUUCCAAGGAGGGAAAGAUCGUUAAGGCUACCACCACCAGAGAGAUCGGUCCCAACGAUGUCUUGGUCAAGAUCACUCACUCGGGUCUUUGCGGUACCGAUGAGCAUUACAGACAUGCCGAUAUGGCUCUAGGCCACGAAGGUGCUGGUGUUGCAGCUGAAAUUGGAUCUGCUGUUAAGAACAUCAAGAAGGGUGAUUCUGUCGGAUGGGGUUACCAACACGGCUCUUGCAACGACUGCAAGCAAUGUCUUACUGGUCACGAGACCCUCUGUGCCGACCGUGUCAUGUACGGACAAGCCAACUUGGACCAAGCAUCCAUGGGAACCCACGCUGUCUGGGAUGCCGGAUACCUUUACAAGCUCCCUGAUAACCUUCCCCGCGAGUACGCUGCUCCUCUCAUGUGCGGAGGUGCUACCGUCUACAAUGCUCUCCGUUCUUUCAACGGUGGUGUCAAGCCAAAUGAGCGUGUUGGUAUAAUCGGUAUUGGAGGACUCGGUCACUUGGCCAUCCAAUUCGCCGCCAAGAUGGGAUGUGAAGUCGUUGUCUUCUCUUCCACCGAUGCCAAGAAGGAGGAGGCUCUCUCCCUCGGUGCCACCGAAUUCGUCGCUACCAAGGGUGUCUCUGAGCUCAAGGUUUCCGCCCCAAUUGAUCACUUGAUCGUCACCACCUCUUUCCAACCAAACUGGCAUCAAUUCAUGGAUAUCAUGGCUCCUCAAGCAACUGUCUACCCAUUGACUGUUUCUUUCGAAGACAUGAAGAUCCCAUACAUGCCAAUCAUCAUGAACGAGUUCAAGAUCCAAGGUUCCUUGGUCGCUGCCAGACAAGUUCACAGAGAUAUGGUUGCUUUCGCCGCUCAACACGAGAUCAAGCCAAUCAUUGAGCAAUUCCCAAUGACUGAGGAGGGUAUCCAAGAGGCCAUGAAGAAACUCGAGGAUGGAAAGAUGAGAUACAGAGGUGUCAUUGUCGCUCCUCAAUAAAUUUGAGGUGUGAUGAGAUUCGCGAAUGAAUGAAUAUAUGCAUGCAUUGGAGAGGAUAUUAUAGACUGGGAUGGGUUAAAUUUAAUGACAUGGAGUUGGAUAUCUGGAUGGAUGUAAUGAUAGCGUUGGGAAAACUUUUAGACUUAUAGAUACUCUCUUAAACAAUAUAUCAUUGUUA